AUGGCGCCGAUCAAGCGCAAGGGGAACGCCCCCGAAGAAACGGCUGCUCGUCAGCCGCAAAAGCGCGCCAAGGUCGGAGCGGAGGAGAGCAAAAAAGACUCCAAGCCUCAGGAUACUGCUCCGAAAGCUUCGGAGCUCUCUGUUCUCCGCGACGACGAACCGUCCUUCCCUCGUGGUGGCGGUAGCGUUCUGACUCCUUUGGAGCGCAAGCAAAUUCAGAUCCAAGCCAACAAGGAUGUAUUGUUCGAACAGAAGGGUCAGAAGAAAUCGGCCCGCGAAUUUGACGACGACAACGACGAUGACGAGGAUGAUGUUGAGAUGGAAGAUGGAGAUACCACAACCACCAAGAAAUCCCGGAAGAAGAAGUCGAAGAGCAAGAAGUCUGGAGACAAGGAACAGCCCGAAAAGGAGGGCGUGCGCAUUGAACCUCUCACCUAUAAGCGCAUUGUCCCCGGAUCUAUGAUCCUCGGCCAGGUUUCGAGCAUCAAUGCCCACGAUGUCGCCCUUUCGUUGCCCAAUAACCUGACAGGUUAUGUUCCUCUUACCUCGGUCUCGAAAGUUCUCGACGACAAGAUUGAGAAACUUCUCAACAACGAGGAUGAUGAGGAUGAUGAUGAGGACAGCUCUGAAGAGGAGACCUUCGACCUCAAGGAAUUCUUCUAUAUUGGUCAAUACUUGCGGGCUUACGUUGUUUCUACGGGUACUGAGGCCUCCGAAGCCGGUGGCCGCAGCAAGAAGCGCAUCGAACUGUCUCUCGACCCCAGACAAGCAAACACCGGCCUCAAGAAAUCUGACUUGGUGGAAGAGUCGGCUAUUCAGGCUUCCGUUGUCAGUGUCGAGGACCACGGUCUGGUCAUGGACCUUGGUAUCGAGGGCUCGGAUCUGAAGGGAUUCAUGUCUUCCAAGGAGAUUGAUCCUAAUGUGGACUACACUAAAAUUAAGGAGGGAUCGGUCUUCCUGUGUGUUGUUACUGGCCAGAAUGCCAGUGGCAAUGUCAUCAAGCUGUCUGCCAACCUCCAGUCCGCCGCUUCCAUCAAGAAGUCCCACUUUCUCAGCGCCGCCCCUACAAUCAACUCCUACCUCCCCGGUGUUGCGGCGGAGAUUUUGUUGACCGAAGUCACCGAGAACGGUAUGAUGGGAAAAAUUAUGGGUAUGCUCGACACAACUGUCGACUUGGUCCAGUCUGGUGCCAAUGACGGCAAGGUCGAUUUGGUGCGGAAAUUCAAGAUCGGUGCCAAGAUCAAGGGCCGUAUCGUCUCGACUUUCCCAUCCACUGAGCCCUUCAAGGUCGGCUUCUCGAUGCUCGACCACAUUAUUAAGCUUUCUUCCGACGCUCAUGGCCCUGGUUCAUCCGAAGAUGCACCCGCUAUCUCCGCCAUCGUCCCCGAAGCUAAGGUGGUUAAGGUUGACCCCGGUAUGGGUGUGUACGUGCAGAUCGGCGAAACUAAGCAUCUUGGUUUCGUUCACAUUUCAAGACUCUCUGAUGGCAAGGUCGAAUCUAUUUCGGACGACUCCGGACCUUUUAGGGUCGGAGCCACUCAUGAAGCCCGCAUUGUUGGGUAUAAUAAGCUCGAUAACCUCUACCUUCUUUCAUUCGAGAAGACUGUCAUUGAACAGCCAUUCCUCCGGAUUGAGGAUGUCACCGUUGGUGCUACCGUUAAAGGAAAGGUUGAGAAGCUUUUGGUCGGACCUUCCGGUAUUGAUGGUUUGAUUGUCAGCCUGGCUGAUGGCAUCACUGGUCUUGUCCCAUCCAUGCACUUUGCGGAUACCCAGCUUCAGUUCCCCGAGAAGAAAUUCCGCGAGGGUUUGAAAAUCUCCGCAAGAAUCCUGUCUGUCAACCUUGAGAAGCGUCAAAUCCGUUUGACCUUGAAGAAGAGCUUGUUGAACAGCGAAUCUGCUAUCUGGAAGGACUAUAAGGACAUCACUCCCGGAUCUCAAUCUCCUGGUACCAUUGUCAACCUUCAGGCUCACGGUGCCGUUGUCCAGUUCUACGGCACCGUCCGUGGCUUCCUUCCAGUGUCUGAGAUGAGCGAGGCAUACAUUAAGGACCCUGCUCAGCAUUUCAGACUGGGCCAGGUCGUCAAUGUGCACGCUCUGAGCGUGGAUGCCACUCAGGGCCGACUGGCAGUUUCUUGCAAGGACCCCUCGACUUUUACUGAAAAGUACCGCAAGGCCUUCGAGGACAUGCACCCUGGCCAGCUUGUUUCUGGAUCCGUCUUCGAGAAGUCAAACGAUGAUGUACUCCUCAAGCUUGACGACUCUGGUCUCGUGGCUCGUCUUGACGUGCAGCACAUCAUUGAUGGAUCGCCGUCCAAGCAGAGCGCGACUUUGUCCAAGAUUCGUGUGGGCCAGAAGUUGAACGAUCUUCUGGUUCUCGAUAUCCAGCGUGCUCACCGUCUCAUUCGGGUCUCCAGCCGGGCUAGUCUGAAGAAGGCUGUUAAGCAGGGCUCCAUGCCCCGUAAGUUCGAAGAGAUUCAGGAGGGAUCGACCGUCACUGGCUUCGUUCGCAACAUUACCCCUGCUGGCCUGUUCGUUGAGUUCCUGGGCGACCUCACCGGUCUUGUCCCUAAGCGUCUCAUUGAAGAUGCCAACAUUUCUCAGCCUGAGUUCGGCAUGUCAAGGGGACAAUCCAUCUCCCCGACAGUUCACUCGGUUGACAUGGACCUUCAGCGAUUCAUUCUUAGCCUGAAGCCCUCUGAGGCUACUCAUGCUGGCCCCAAGAAGACAAAGACGAAGACACCCACACAGACUGAUGACGCUCUUGCCAACCCCGUCGACGAGAACAUCUCCACGAUUUCCGACCUCGCCUUCGGCCGUGUUGUCAAGUGCAAGGUUGCCUCUAUCAAGGCAACUCAAGUUAAUGUUCAGCUGGCCGAUAACAUCCAGGGACGUAUCGAUGUCUCUGAGAUCUUCGACAAGUGGGAGGAUCUCAAGGACCGCAAGCACCCCCUGCGUUUCUUCAAAGCCAAGGAGGUUCUCUCUGCCAGAAUCCUCGGCGUCCACGAUGCUCGCAGCCACAAAUUCCUUCCCAUCUCCCACCGCACCGGCAAAUACCCGGUCUUCGAACUCUCUCUCAAGCCAAGUUUCAUGGAGGCUGUCAACCCCACCCUAUUGAACAUGGAACAGGUCAAGGUCGGCUCUUCGUGGAUGGGCUUUGUCAACAACGUUGCUGAUGACUGCCUCUGGAUCAACCUGUCUCCCAACGUGCGCGGCAGGCUGCGCUUCAUGGAUGCUUCGGAUGACCUGUCCCUUCUGACCGAUGUCGAGAAGAACUUUCCAAUUGGAUCUGCUCUCAAGGUCCAGGUUACCGCCGUCAAUUCAGACAAGGGUCACUUGGACCUUACUGCCAAGCAGGGCUUCGACAAGCUCUCCUUCGGAGACAUUUCCGUCGGCAUGAUUUUGCCCGGCCGAGUGACCAAGGUCACCGAGAAGCAGGUUAUCAUGCAGCUCGGCGAGGCGCUCGUUGGUGCAGUCAACCUGAUUGAUAUGUCUGACGACUACUCCAAGGCCAAUCCGACUGUGCACCGGAAGAACGAAGUUCUUCGGGCUUGCGUCGUCGCCGUUGACAAGGCCCACAAGAAGAUUUCAUUGUCUCUUCGCCCCUCCAAGGUCAUGAGCGCGUCUCUCCCCGUUCAGGACCGCGAAAUCACCUCGAUGAAGCAGCUCAAGCCCAACGACGUCGUUAGAGGUUUCGUCAAGCGGGUUGCUGACUCCGGUCUCUUCGUGGCUAUCGGUCACAACGUUACUGCCUACGUCCGUAUCUCUGACCUCUCCGACUCCUACCUCAAGGAAUGGAAGGACUCAUUCCAGGCGGAUCAGCUGGUCAAGGGCAGAAUUACUCUGGUUGACGCCGAACAAGGGAAGCUGCAGAUGACUCUCAAGGAGUCUGCCCUGGAACCCGAUUACAAGACCCCUGUCACCAUUGCGGAUCUUAAGACCGGCCAAGUUGUGACCGGAAAGAUACGCAAGGUUGAGGAGUUUGGCGCGUUCAUUGUCGUGGACGGCUCUAAGAACGUUAGCGGUCUCUGCCAUCGCAGCGAGAUGGCUGAGAAGCGCGUCGAAGAUGCUCGCACGCUGUACAAUGAAGGUGAUGCUGUCAAGGCUAAGGUUAUCAAGAUAGACCGUGAGCAAAACAAGAUCUCCUUCUCGCUGAAGGCUUCCCACUUCCAGGAUGAAGAGGAUGAGGACAGCGAGGACGAGGAUAUGAGCGACGAGCUUGGCGGCGUUGAGCUAGCUGGAAAUGAUGAGGAUGAGGAUGAAGAUGACGACGAUGUCUCCAUGGGAGGUGUCGAUAUCGAGGAGGGCAGUGAGGAGGAGGAGGAUGAGGAGAGCGACGAGGACGUCGCCAUGGCGGGUACCAAGGCGUCCAAGGCUGGUGGCCUCGGCGCAGAUGGCUUCGACUGGAGCGGCAACCUCCAGACCGAGGACAAGGCCGCAGCCUCCGACAGUGACGAGGAGGGUUCUAAGAAGAAAAAGAAGAAGAACCGCAAGCCCGAGAUCCAGGUUGACCGUACCGGUGACCUUGAUGCGAACGGCCCUCAGACCGUUGCCGACUACGAGCGUCUUCUUUUGGGUGAGCCCGACUCUUCUCUGCUGUGGCUUCAGUACAUGGCGUUCCAACUGGAGCUGGGUGAGGUUGAGAAGGCUCGCACCAUCGGUGAACGUGCUCUGCGCACCAUCACCAUGGGCCAGGAUUCGGAGAAGCUGAACAUCUGGGUGGCGAUGCUGAACUUGGAGAACACCUACGGCAACGACGACAGCCUUGAGGAGAUCUUCAAGAGGGCAUGCGAGUACAAUGAGCCGGCAGAGAUCUACGAUCGGAUGAUCAGUAUCUACAUCCAGUCUGGCAAGAACGAGAAAGCGGAUGAGCUGUUCAAGCAGGCUAUGAAGAAGAAGAUCUCUAACCAGUCGCCCAAGUUCUUCCUCAACUACGCCAGCUUCCUGUUCGACGCCAUGGCGGCCCCCGAGCGCGGCCGGGGUCUGCUCUCGCGAGCCCUACAGUCUCUCCCGACACACACGCACGUCGAGACCACUUCCAAGUUCGGACAGCUGGAAUUCCGGUCAGCAAAUGGCGACGUGGAGCGCGGUCGUACCGUGUUUGAGGGACUGCUGUCCUCGUUCCCCAAGCGCAUUGACCUGUGGAACAUCCUACUCGAUCUGGAGAUCAAGACCGGCGACGCGGAACAGGUUCGCCGCCUCUUCGAGCGUGUGCUGGGUCUCCAGAACAAGAAGGGUAACAUCAGCAUCGACGCUAGCAAAAAGGUCAAGCCCAAGCAGGCUAAGUUCCUGUUCAAGAAGUGGCUUGCUUUCGAGGAGAAGCUUGUUGCCGAGGGUGGCGAUGAGAAGAUGGUAGAGGAUAUCAAAGCGCGGGCUGCGGCUUACGUGAAGUCUCUGCAGGAGGAGUAG
Penicillium cinerascens is the source of this 5406-nucleotide messenger RNA. RefSeq names its product putative rRNA biogenesis protein RRP5. Gene Ontology annotation, molecular function: protein binding; RNA binding. Gene Ontology annotation, cellular component: nucleolus; small-subunit processome. Gene Ontology annotation, biological process: rRNA processing. Bases 1 to 5406 code for a protein of 1801 amino acids. The record is from RefSeq and is a predicted model, not a curated record. The transcript has 3 exons. Lineage: Eukaryota; Fungi; Ascomycota; Eurotiomycetes; Eurotiales; Aspergillaceae.